UUUCCAUAUCUAAAAAUCAUAUUUUGAUCAUCAGUAUUUUAGUUCUAGUAUCCACUGUAGGGAUGUUAAUUCAGUCAGGAUAUACUGAAUAUAUUUCAACGACAUUCUUAAUACAGGCUAGAUAUCCAAAUCUGGUAAUGUCUCAACCUAAACGAUAUCGUAAACAAGAGGUGAUUCCAUCAAAAUUAGCAAAAGAUGAGCUAAUUUCAAGUGAUCAACCAAAAGAUAUGAAAAAUGAUGAAGAGCAUGUGCCAACGACCACAGUUCAAAAUAACACGAAACUGACAACACUGGAACCAUCUACGAUGAGUGAAAGUCUUGAGUCAGAAACGAUGACAUUUAAAGAGUUACCAACACAAUUGCCAAAGUUAUUGCUAAGCACCUCGACAAGUAAUAAUGAAAUAACACAGGCUCGCAAGGUGGACUCAGACAAAUAUAUCGUAUUUUUGUGUGGUGAGGGCAUGUUGUGUGGAGGAUUAGGAGACAGGUUGAAAGGAAUACAAAGUACAUUUCUCCUUGCAUUGAUGCUAAAACGAAAAUUCCGGAUUAUUUCUACGAUACCAUGUGAUUUAUACAAUCAACUUGGAGAAAACAGAGAGCCAUGGCAUCGACCAAUCCCUCCUGGUCUGAAGAGCAAAACUUUAAGAAUGAUAAAUGGGCACAGAUCGUGUGGAUAUCAAAUAUUUGGGAAAAUAAAUGGAACAAACAUGAACAUUGAUGCUAAAUUCCCAGAACCUGUUAUAAGAAUAAGAACUAAUCAAGAAUGGACGCCAAGAUUCCACGAGGAGCCCUAUAAAACAAUUUUAUCUGAUCUUGGUUUAGAUAUAUCAAAUUUUACAGAAAAGUACUUGUUCUCAAAAAUAUAUGAUCAUUUAUUCAAACCACAACCAAAGAUUCUGGCAUUGUUUGACAGAUUCUUGAGUAAGGCCAGACCAAAGCCUGGAAUCAAACUAGUUUGUGCUCAAGUAAGGAAGGGGGCUAACCCAUCAAUACCAAGAGAAUCAUCCAAGAGAAUAAGAAACUAUGACGAAUGGCUACCAAUUCUUUGGGAUUUCUUAUCUUUAUAUAACGACUCGUCAAAAUAUACUAUUUUCGUAACAACUGAUUCUCAAGAAAUACGAGAACAUUCACAAACGCUUUUCCCUGAUACUAUCAUAGACACGGAGGGAAAAAUCACCCAUGUUGAUAGGUUUGAUAACAAAGAUGAUGCUUGUAAGGGAAUGGAAAAAACAAUCCUAGACUUCACUAUCCUUGCCAACUGUGACAUAACGGUUGUUAGUAGAAGCAACUUUGGGAAACUUUCCUCGCAGCUUCAGUCCCCGGCAUCCAAGUUGUAUACAUUUCAGCGUGGGAUACUCCAUGAGGGACCAGAGGGUAACCAAGUUGGCAAGGUGUUCAACAGAACAACUAAAGCAUUCACAGAUGAUUGCAGCAACGUACAAUGUCCCCAAUCUAGAAAUAUAUGUACUUAGGAACUAUGGUUUCUGGGACUCCCGGUACUUUAUUAUAGGCAUAAAAUUAUAGUUCGAAAAUAAUAAUGAAAAUAUUAUUUCUUUUCAGAACACAUUUUAGAUGAAUCUAAGCUUAGCGUGUAGAUUUCAAUACCCUGACUGAAUUCUGAACCAACCAUUUGUAUUCCACUCUUCUAUCGUGAUAAAUACUAUCUAGUAUACAAUUUCACCAGGUACAACAGUGGCGGAUCCAGGAACCAAGAAGGGGGGGGGGGCAAAGUUCCGGUCAUAGAAAAAAAAACUUCCGCGGAAAAAAUUGUGGGCCCCUAAAACCGAAAAGUGGGCCCAAAUUUUGAAAUUUCGAGGCCCAUUUUCUUCAAAAUUUGGCCUGAAAUUAAAAAAUAAGGCCUUAGAAGGCCUAGUAAUGACCAUAAAGGACCAUUUUUUGGGUCCUUAAGGCCUUUUUUGGCCCAACAUUUUUGCCCAUGCUCCCCCGGAUCCGCCACUGUACAAUGUUUUCCUAAUAAGCUGCCUGUUUGUGUUGACGUGGCCAGAGACUAUUUUUUGUCAGGCCUAUUUACUUUUUCAUGAUUUCAUUUGAAAUUAACAAUCCACAAUUCACAUGAUUUAUUCACGUACAUUUAUCUAAUGAGUUAAAAAACAUUUUAUCGGUUGUGAUAUGUGUUUAUGUCAAGCCUAAUGGAAAGAAAGGCAUGAUGCAUCUACGCAAUGGCAUCGCCCCCAUUCUUGCAUCCAACAUUGCGCUCACUGAGAAUCUGUGUUAUACUGUACAUAUUUUGUUUUAUGGAGAUUAUCAAGAAGCCUACCCUGCGUGCAGAGUCUAGUUAAACUACGAAGUUAAAGACGAAGCUCUCUUUUAAGAAGUGAAGUCAAACGAAUGCAAAGGGUACAAGAAGCAGUGAACUGGUUGGACAACGGAAGGGUCAACCAGCUUAUCUUUUGGCUCGAAAGGAUGCUGUCCAGCAGGGGUAUUACAUGUACAUAUAUGUAAUUCAAAGAUUAAUUGAU
Messenger RNA from Owenia fusiformis, 2480 nucleotides. The record is from the annotation of a GenBank genome assembly. Lineage: Eukaryota; Metazoa; Annelida; Polychaeta; Sabellida; Oweniidae.